AACAAAAAUUCUAUUCCUCUUAUGUGCAUUAAUGGAAAAUCUUACACAACAAUUACUUUAAAAUGUAACAAAUCUCACCCAUUAAAUAAUCCAUCUACCUGAAGUGCAGUGUAAGCCAACAAAUCAACCAAACGCGACCCUCACUUUCUCUCUCAUGCACAAAAAACAGAGCAAGUGAGAGAAAAACAGAGCAAAGAGAUUAAUCUGCAAAAUACUUCACCAUCAAUGGCGUAAAGAGCGACCAAGCAUAACCUUGCGUGCCGGAAACCUUCAUAUUCAGUUGGGCCACCCCCAGAAACCCACAAUCUACACUCCAUAAAACAUUCAAAUACAGAAAUAUACAUACAUAUUAUGUGUGUAUAUAUAUAGAGAGAGAGAGAGAGCUUUGUUGAAAGAGUGAGAGAAAGUGUGUAUGUGUGUCUGAGAGAGAGAGAGAGAGAGAGAGGGGUGAAAACUGAAUAAAUUUAUGAGGAAGAGAGAGAAAAGCAAAGCUGGGAAAGCACGGAGAUCAGUUCUUGGACGGGAUUUUCGACUGUAUCCAUGAAAUCACGGCGGCGCUCGUGUUCUCUAGGAUGAGUGAGUCUGCUUACAGGGUUGAAACGACGUCGCGCCUCGCCCAAUGGCGGAUCGAGAACUUGGCCUCCUGCACUUACAGAAAAUCCGAUCCCUUCAAGAUCGGCAAGUGGAAUUGGCAUUUAUCUGUGGAGAAAAACCGGACUCUGUUCAUUAAGUUGUUCCCGGAGAUAUCAAAUUUAACUAGGGAAAAUCCUCCGAUCGCUUCAUUCAUAAUCAGAGUGGUGUCCUCAGUGGGAGAUAGGAAGUGUUUGGUUCAUCCAGAAGUUACUGAUAAGCAGCUCAAGAGCAACGAGGAUUUCAUCUGGUCUAUUGAGGUUCCAUUAACUGGAAAAUUCAUCAUCGACGUUGAGUUUCUUGAUCUAAAGAUUGCAUCUCCAGACGGCUCGGGGCCUUGUUCGAUUUGGGCGGAAGGGUUCACAAAAGCACAGUCGAAUCAAACAGCUCUUUCAUCACUUGGUCGAAUGUUAUCUGAAAGCAUCCAUACGGAUAUUGUAAUCAAUGCCUCCGACGGAACCAUCACAGCCCAUCGGGCAGUUCUUGCUUCCAGGUCACCUGUUUUCCGCAGCAUGUUCUCACAUGAUCUCAAGGAGAAAGAAAUGUCAGCCAUAAACAUUUCGGACAUGUCGAUCGAAGCCUGCCAGGCUUUUCUCAAUUACAUCUACGGCAACAUAAGGAACGAAGAGUUCUUGGCCCACAGGCUGGCCCUACUUCGAGCAGCUGAUAAAUACGAUGUAUCAGAUUUAAAAGAAGCAUGCCAUGAAAGCCUACUGGAGGACAUCGACACCAAGAACGUUCUUGAACGGCUCCAGAACGCAUCCCUCUAUCAACUGCCGAAGCUGAAGAGCAGCUGCAUGAGAUACCUGGUGAAAUUCGGUAAGAUCUACGAUAUCAGAGAUGAUUUCAAUAGCUUCCUGCAAUGUGCUGAUAGAGAGCUGAUUGCUGAAGUAUUGAACGAAAUUCUUGCUGCCUGGAAGGGCUUCUGAAGAAAAUGAAAAAUAGCUUCCUGCAAUGUGCUGAUAGAGAGCUGAUUGCUGAAGUACUGAACGAAAUUCUUGCUGCCUGGAAGGGCUUCUGAAGAAAACGGAAAAAAGGGACGGUCAGGACGUAGGUUGUUAUCCACUUGUGUGCACCAAGAUAUUCUUUGGUUUGUCUUAAGAUGUGCCGAUUGUUCGUUGACAUGUAUAGGUAUUGAUUUAAGGUGGUUGGCCAUAUGAAUUUGGUCCAAUGUGUAUACUUUGAUGAAUUAGAUAAGAACCACACUGUAAAAUGUGAAUAUCACAAACAGACAUGCUUGUUAUUUAUGAAAUCAAUGUUGUUUCAAGAA
Sesamum indicum (sesame) is the source of this 1900-nucleotide messenger RNA. RefSeq names its product BTB/POZ domain-containing protein. NCBI's taxonomy places the organism in Eukaryota, Viridiplantae, Streptophyta, Magnoliopsida, Lamiales, Pedaliaceae. The record is from RefSeq and is a predicted model, not a curated record. Gene Ontology annotation, molecular function: protein binding.